CCCACACGUCAUGCCCGCGGCAACAGCCAUCGCGAGCUCGACAAGAACCCCGGCCGGCCCAAACCCACGACGGCCAUGGACAGUGGGAAAGCGCUCUGCUGGCCAGACAACAGCUAUUCACUGCCAGCUGAACCUUGCUCUGCCAGCCCCAAGCUUCACGUGCCAUCGUAACCAUCGCUCACGCGCAUACUAUUCACUAUCACCACCACCACCAUCACCACCGCCAUGGACGACCUCCGCGAGCAAGUGGAGCUGCUGGAGAGUAGCGCCAACCUCUCCACCAGCAUCGACCAUGUGCAGAGGGCGCUUGACAUGCUCACUGCGGCUCGCGCCAAGAUCGCAGCGGAUCCCAAGACGGCGCCCUUGACCCUCGCCAAACUCCAAGACCCCUUUAAGAAGUCUUUGGACACGGUGCAGAAGGACCUCAAGCCAGUCUACGCCGGCCUGAACAAGUACGGCAAGGCACUCGACAAGAAAUUCAAGGACAAGCCCUUGCCCUCCGCCGACAACGAUGCGCUAUCAUCGCACCCCUCGCUCAUCAACCGCGCUAUUGCUAUGCACCUUCUCCGCGAAGGCCAGUUCGACGUAGCAUCCACCUUUGUGCAAGAAGCCAGCCGCCAGCCGCCACAUCCCGAGCCCACUCUCAACACACCAAACCCCUACAUUCGAGAAGCAUGGGAGAAGGAUCUCGCAGAAGGAACCUUCAACUCGGAGAAGCUGCAACAACAGUUCGCCGACAUGUACCACAUACUGCACCAACUGCGCAAUGAGCGGAAUCUGCAGCCGGCAAUACAGUGGGCGCGAGAGCGGAGUGAUGUCCUAGAAGCGCGUGGCAGCAACCUUGAAUUUGAGCUGUGUCGCUUGCAGUUUGUCUGUCUGUUCGACUCCCGUGGCAGCCAAGACGAAGCAAUGGACGACUACGAUAGUCCUAGCGGUCCCUUGCAUGCCUGGGCAUACGCACGUCGCGAGUUUGCUCCCUUCCAGAGACGGUACCAGAGAGAAAUUCAACAACUGCUAGGUGCAAUGGCGUUCUGGCAGAACGUUGAAGACUCGCCAUACCGCCGCCUCUUCUACAACGACAGUGCCUGGGAAGAAGUAGCACACUCAUUCAACCGCGAGUUCUGCUCCUUACUCGGUUUGAGUGCCGACUCACCCCUCUUUAUUGCCGCGACGGCUGGCGCAAUAGCACUCCCUUACCUCCUCAAGAUGCAGUCCAUCAUGAAGGAGAAGCGCACCGAAUGGACGACCCAAGACGAACUACCCGUUGAGAUACCACUACCGAGCCAAUACCACUUCCACAGCAUCUUUGUGUGCCCAGUAUCCAAAGAGCAGAGCACCGAUGCAAACCCACCCAUGAUGAUGCCUUGUGGCCAUGUCAUUGCACAGGAAUCACUUGAGAAGCUCAGCAAAGGAUCGCGCUUCAAGUGUCCAUACUGUCCAAACGAGAGUCAUCCGCGAGAUGCAAUGAAAGUCGUGCUGUAGGGCAGCCCUGGUAAUGAUUUAACCAUUAGGAAUGAGAAGAGGUACAUGUCGGGCGUUUGGCGUAAUCUGGAGAGACUUGCAGACGUGUAUGCAUUUGAUCUUAGGCUUGAUGAGCUCGAGCCAAGUCUUGGUUUCGAGCCUGACGUAUAGAGGCUGUCAGCGCCAGUACCACCAGAUACUGAGGAUUGGUUUGUCGUGUUUUAGGGCUGCGGCGUUUGUCUCUCUCCGGUUUUGUCAUCACAUCUUUAUCAUUAUCAUUUUGUCUUUAUCAUCGCGUCUUUGAUAUCAAACGUCUUCACUAUCAAUACGAAUGCCAUCACCAAUACCAAUACCGAUUUGACCGACAUGCAUUGGGCUCGGAGACAUUUCACGUAGCACACCACUGCUUUUGUCUAUACAACACAGCCA
Messenger RNA from Alternaria alternata, 1890 nucleotides. RefSeq lists its product as hypothetical. Gene Ontology annotation, cellular component: cytoplasm; nucleus; GID complex. NCBI's taxonomy places the organism in Eukaryota, Fungi, Ascomycota, Dothideomycetes, Pleosporales, Pleosporaceae. Bases 226 to 1482 code for a protein of 418 amino acids. Gene Ontology annotation, molecular function: protein binding; ubiquitin protein ligase activity. The record is from RefSeq and is a predicted model, not a curated record. The transcript is spliced from 3 exons. Gene Ontology annotation, biological process: proteasome-mediated ubiquitin-dependent protein catabolic process.